AAGAAAGCAAUAAACCUUUCUUCAAAUAUUUCUCUUUCUUUUCUGUUUCUAACAUGGUGUUAGAGCAAUAAGCCUCUGGUUCUUUUUUCUUAUCAUCGUUGUUUGGUUUUUUUGGAGUUGGAUUUUCAAAUCCAUUCUAGAUUUGAAACUUUGUCGGUGGAAUCUCUUUUCCUCCAAAUUAGAUUGUUUAUCCUCGAUUCUCAAGCCCUUUCUGAGGUGUUGAGGAGCUAAAACAAUCUCUCAAUCAAAAAUUUAAGAUGAAAGAUCUUGGUGGUCUAAGUUAUUUUCUAGGGCUUGAAGUCACCUCUUCAUAUGAUGGCUACCUACUUUCUCAAGUAAAGUAUGCCUCUAAUCUUGUUUAUAAAGCCGAACUCAAUGAUAGUAAGAGUGUUUCUACACCUCUUGAACCUAAUGUCAAGCUUACACCUAUGGAUGGCUCUCCACUUUUUGAUCCUACUCACUAUCAACAAUUGGUUGGUAGUUUGGUUUAUCUUACCAUGACAUGCCCUGACAUAGCAUAUGCAAUUCACAUGGUUAGUCAGUUUAUGGCUACUCCUCGCUCCACUCAUUAUGCAGCAGUACUUUGCAUUAUUUGCUAUGUUAAGGAAACAUUGUUUCAUGGACUCCAUUUUUCUACUAACUUCUCCCUUAUGCUUCGUGCUUAUUUUGAUGCUGAUUGGGCUAGUGAUCCUUCUGAUCAUAGAUCUACCACCGGUUACUGUCUUUUCCUUGGUAAUUCUUGUGUCUCUUGGCGGAAUAAGAAACAAACUAUUCCAUCUUGUUCUAGUACUGAAGCUGAGUAUAGAGCUCUUGGUGAUACUAAAUCAGAACUUCUUUCAUUACGAUGGCUUCUUGAAGAUAUGGGCAUUCCUCAACCUUCUUCUACUGAUUUAUAUUAUGAUAAUCAAAGUGCUAUAUAGAUUGCUCACAAUGAUGUCUUCCAUGACAAUACAAAGCAUAUCGAGGU
Messenger RNA from Rubroshorea leprosula, 967 nucleotides. NCBI's taxonomy places the organism in Eukaryota, Viridiplantae, Streptophyta, Magnoliopsida, Malvales, Dipterocarpaceae. The record is from the annotation of a GenBank genome assembly.